Debaryomyces tyrocola is the source of this 780-nucleotide messenger RNA. Lineage: Eukaryota; Fungi; Ascomycota; Pichiomycetes; Serinales; Debaryomycetaceae. The record is from the annotation of a GenBank genome assembly.
AUGAGAAAAGUUGCAAUAAUUACAGGAGGAGCUCAGGGAAUUGGCCGUGCUAUUAGCUUAAGAUUAGCUAAAGAUGGCUUCAACAUUUGCAUCUGUGACUUGGAAUCUCAAAAGAAAAAGGCUGAUGAGAUUAGAAAGGAAGUGGAAAACUAUAACCGCAAAGCAUUAUUUUUUCCUACAGAUGUUACAAAGAAGCAGCAAUUUGAAAAUGCUAUUGAUAAAGCUCACAAAGAAUUAGGAAGUUUUGACGUAUUAGUGAACAAUGCUGGUAUUUGCAUUGCUGAUCCUAUUUCAAACAUAACUGAGGAUGAUUUGGAAAAACAUUGGGCUGUCAAUGUGAAAGGAACCCUUUUUGGGAUGCAAGCAUCGGCCAAAAAAUUCAAUGAAUUGGGCAAAAAUAAGGGAAAAAUUAUUAAUGCUGCAUCGGUAGCUUCUCAAGUGGGCAUACCUACUAUGGGGGCAUAUUGCUCUACGAAAUUUGCUGUCAGAGGUUUAACGCAGACAGCAGCUCAGGAGUUUGCCCCUCUUGGGAUAAAUGUUAAUUCUUAUUGUCCUGGACCAGUAGGUACGGCUUUGUUUGAAGGGAUCAUUAAUAAAACUGUAGAAUUAGGUAUAGCUAAUCGGGAAGAAAGUACCAAAAUGCACAUGGGUUCACUGGCCAUGAAGCGCACAGCUAUGCCUGGAGAUAUUGUUGGCUUAGUAUCAUUCCUUGCUAGUGAAGAUAGUGACUUCAUUACAGGACAAUCUAUCAUAGUUGAUGGCGGGCAGAUAUAUAGGUAA